This is a messenger RNA of Symbiodinium sp. CCMP2592, 2466 nucleotides long. NCBI's taxonomy places the organism in Eukaryota, Dinophyceae, Suessiales, Symbiodiniaceae. The record is from the annotation of a GenBank genome assembly.
AUGGCAGGGAGUCAAGACGAUCCCAGGGCCAGGGACUCGAAGGUCGCAGGCGCCGUCAUGGUCUGCGAUCGCGUUGGGCUUUCUAUGGAGACGGCACUGUUGCAGCUUUGGCAGCUGCCCAUGACGGAUCGGUUGCUUGAGGAGCACCUGAAACUGUGGACAUCCGCGCUCGUCAUGUUCGGCACAUUCUUCGAGAACGGGUGGAUCCUCUGGGAUGCCAAACCUGACAACUACGGCAUGGACGAGGGAAACUACGAGCGGUUGCAGUUCUUGGACCUCGCGGCCAUAGACGACAGAGGUGAAGAAACGACCCGCGAAGAUGGCCAGCUGCUGUACAGGAUCAUGCAGCGCUUUUGCAAGGCAACAGUCGACUUGCUGGGAGCGGGAGGCACUCAUGAAACGUGGCGGGAAUGGCUGGUGCCGCUUUUCAAGAACAUGUGUCCCCGGUACUUGGGCCAAGCUGCUGAAUUGAUCGACGAAAAGAUAAUGCGUGCAUUUGCAGAGCACAUGUUCAGGCUUCUCGGCAGAAAGAGCUGGCUGCUCGUGCUCGUUGCUUUGCGGUUGAUCGUAUGUCCUGAUCGCGAGGAUUUCGACGUCUCCCGCAUCUUCGUUUGCCGACAGGUGUUCUGGGGAUUGUGGCUGGAAACAGGAGCUAGUGCACAAGACCUCACGGCCAGGAGCCAGCCGACGGGGGAGUCCGAGCCUGCGAAGAAGUCCGGGCCUCAAGUCACGACGGUGGCGGUCGGCGUCUCCUUGUUGGAUUCCGAGCUUAGGCCAAGCAAAAGAAAUCUGACGGCCAGGAACGAGCCGUGGAAGGAGUCGGAGCCUGCCAAGAAGUCCGGACCUCAAGUCGAGACGAUGGCGGCCAGUCUUUGGGUCCUGCCAGCAACCCAGCAGAGGAACGAGCCGUCGAAGGAGUCGGAGCCUGCCGAGAAGUCCGGACCUCAGGUCACGACGAUGGCGGCCGGUGGUUGGCUCCCGCCAGCAACUGUGCAGACGUGCGUGAAGGCCAGGAACGAGCCGUGGAAAGAGUCGCCGCGGGAAGAGUCGGAGCCUGCCAAGAAGUCCGGACCUCAGGCCACGACGAUGGCGGCCAGUGGUUGGCUCCUGCCAGCAACUGUGCAGAGGUGCGUGAAGGCCAGGAACGAGCCGUGGAAAGAGUCGCCGCGGGAAGAGUCGGAGCCUGCCGAGAAGUCCGGUUCUCGAGUCACGAGGUGCGGUGUCUUGCUGGCCGCUGAGCUCAGGCAACGCAUGGAUGCAUCGCGAGAUUUAAGCGAAUGGGGACCCACCGUGUGCGAGGGGUUGCUUGGUCGCAGUGCACUGGUGGUGUUCCAGGUGCUGCCCAAGGAAGAAGGCGAUACUGCGAUAGAGCUCUUGUGCACCGUGAAGGAGAAGGACGUCGAGGUGAUUGAAUCGGUUCAACACGUGCAAGCGCACGUUUUGGCGGCGACACCACGGGAUGUCUCUCACAUGAUUGAGGGCGAGCGCGAGCCCGGGCUUCUUCGGGUUGAGCUUGUCUGCAGUACCGCAUGGACGCCCACCGACAAAUAUGCGGAGCGUCACAGAGUGCGUCAGUGCAUGCAUGUCAACGCUUCCCUCGCGCGGGUCUACUGGGAUCAAAUGAAUCGGGACAGCUGGCCCAAGUCUUUGCAGGACUGGCACGAGAUUGUGGUUGGCAAGACUCAAAAGCGUGCAGAGGCACCUAAGUUGACGUUGGAAACCCUGGAGAAGGCGAUGAAGGACGUGACCGUCGUCGCUGACCAGAGGGGCUUUUACAACAAGCCUAUCCAUGAUCUAGACACACAUGAACGGGUCAAUCGAAAGACGACUAAACUGGACAAAAAGCCCCUCACGCGAGAAGAGCGCGAAGCCGAAGGGAGCACUUAUGGCGACCAGCAACCGAACAAGAGGAUGCGAGACAUUCCCAGCUACCGGCACAAGCCAUUGACGGCAUUGCUGCAGAACCUGCACCAACUUCUGCCGCUGGAGCGCUGCAACGAGCGAGGGCAGCGACCGGCCGGAUGCAGGGAGCGGCCGGCGAGAACGAAGCCGCGAAAGCAAUCCAGGAAAACCGAUCGAGGCAUGUUCAAGUUUGCCCAGCAUAGCAUGGUUAUCCAGCUGAACGACUUCAUCGAGGAGAAGUGCUUUGUACAGCCGACAGCUGCUGCAGAGGAGCAGGACUUUGGCUUUGUGCCGGCCGAGCUGCACAAUGUGGCCAGGGGCCUUGUUGCUUUCCUGAGGGUCAGAGCGUGCUCUUACGAUAACAUCUCGCAUGACAAGAAGACGGAGCAUUGGAGCCAUUGCUUGGAGUGGUGGGGUUUUUGGAUGUCGGACGAGGAAAUCCAAGCCGUGGCUGCACAAGCGACGUCCCUUGCAUUUACGCACAUGCGCUAUCUGAGUGCCUACGUGCGUUUGCAUAGAGCAACGUUUGCGCAGGAAAGUGUUGCCGCUGCCUCGCAGAUGUAG